UCCGUGUGACAAUAUGCCUGACAGUUUACUUUUGAGCGUUUUUGUCACAGUUUUGUGACUUUAAAAGAAAGUUAGACUACUUCUCAACUCUUUGGUGCGCAAAUAUGGAAGAGAAAAGUCUGAUUCUCGAGGGUUUGCCGGAUGAUUUUGACCGUGUGAAAUCAAAGGUUGAGCUUUAUUUUAAAAAUAAAAGAAGAUCUGGAGGAGAAAUCGAGCAGAUUCGAGAACACCAAGACGACAAACGAAAAGCACUUCUUAUUUAUAUGAGGGAAGAAGAUCUGAAGAAGGUGCUUGACAAAAGAAUCCAUAAAGUUGAUUUCAAAUCUAAGGGAACAGUUGAAGUGACAGUGAAACUACCAGAAGACACGAAAAGCAAAAAGAUCAAACCACAAGUUCUGCCAAAGCCCAAGCUGGAGAAAAGCGCUCUCCUCAAGUCACUGCCCGCUCCUGCAAACCAGGUCUCUGCAGUAGGACAGCCUGCAACAGAAAUUAAAGAUCAUAAAGGUUUGACUAUAAUGCUUUUACUUUUAGUGUUUAAAAAUAUUCACAGAUUUCAAAACAUUAACAAUAAGACCUUGGUCACAUGUAUAUAUUUGUUCAUAAUACAGACAAUGAGGAGGAUUCAGAAAUACCAGAUCUUCUAA
Rhinichthys klamathensis goyatoka is the source of this 644-nucleotide messenger RNA. RefSeq names its product protein mono-ADP-ribosyltransferase PARP14. The transcript is spliced from 3 exons. The record is from RefSeq and is a predicted model, not a curated record. Lineage: Eukaryota; Metazoa; Chordata; Actinopteri; Cypriniformes; Leuciscidae. The coding region runs from base 105 to 644 and encodes 179 amino acids.